This is a messenger RNA of Rhopalosiphum maidis (corn leaf aphid), 1702 nucleotides long. Its product is annotated as docking protein 1-like. Lineage: Eukaryota; Metazoa; Arthropoda; Insecta; Hemiptera; Aphididae. The transcript has 3 exons. Gene Ontology annotation, biological process: cell surface receptor protein tyrosine kinase signaling pathway. Gene Ontology annotation, cellular component: cytoplasm. The record is from RefSeq and is a predicted model, not a curated record. The coding region runs from base 323 to 1111 and encodes 262 amino acids.
CCGUCUGCAAUCUAGACCACUUUAGCUUGUAAAUAAUUAUUAUUAAACUAGGGCUCUAUAUAUAGAGAGAGAGAGCCUUAAUUAAACUAUAAUUAAUAAGUUCUGCUUUAGUAAUCUAGAGGUCUACAUCAUAGAUUAAAGAUUAAACUACGCUCUAGUGCUCACUGUUCACUGCAGUUAACUCCCAACAAGCAACAAUUCGCUAAUUGUCUGUUAAUUAUUUUUUUCGUUCUUCUUUUUUCCAAUUAAUAAUAAACUCGUAAGUCGUAACCUAAAAGGUUUAGUUUAAAAUUUGUGUUACCCAAGCUAUGUGAUUGCUACAAUGGGCUGUGUUUACAGCAGCAGAAAAACUUUACCACCUUUUUUCUUCAAAGUUAUAAAUAUAGAUGACAAUGGUAAAGAGAAAUACCAUGGACAAAUGGAAGUUGCCACUUGCAAUCUGAUAUUGCAUAAAAGUGGUGAACCGCCUAUUAUUUGGCCUUUAAGCACAAUUAGACGCUAUGGUUAUGAAGAUUUCAUGUUUUGCUUUGAAGCUGGUCGCUCAUCUCCUUUUGGCCAAGGCAUAUUUGCAUUCAGAAGUAAAGACGCAAAAAAUAUUUUUAAUGCUGUCAAAGAAAAAUUACAGAUUGACAGUGGAGCAGAUAUAGUUAAAGAUAUUGCUUCUGAAGUACGUAAUUAUUCCGGUCAAUCAUGUACAAGUACACAUACUAUUGAAAAAGUUUAUGAUGAAUUUAGUUUCAAUGGGCUUAGAUUUAAUAGUGAGUCAAACAACAUCAUCCAACCUCCAGAUCUCAUGCUGGACCCGGACACUGCAUUUUUACCAAGAAGUUCUUACAUGAACAUGCUGAAUGACAAUGAAGAAGAUGACAAUGAUUUAUUUAAUGAUCCUUUUGAGUUACCUAAAGAUACUCCCACUUAUACUGAAGUUGAAAUAGCUGUUUGCACACCCAAACGGAAGAGUGAAUCAUUGCCUACUUCCCCUACAGAUAUACCGAGUUAUACAGCAAUAGAUUUCAAUCAAACAAUGCAUUUAAGUCAGAAAAUGCUUAGGGGUAAUGAUGAUGCUGGAAUUAGGAAAACUAGACAUGAUUCUACAAUGAGCAAUCCUUAAUAUUAUUAGAAUCAACACAAUUUGGAGACCAAUUAUAAAUAUAUCCAACCAGAUUUGUGACACCAGAAUAUUUAUGAUAAUCUUUAAUUUUUGUUGUUUGUUUAAGUAUAGUUCUUGAUUCGUGUUAAAUUAUUUUUCUUCCUGCUUAUUUUGGAGAGAUAUAUCUAGAACAAAAUUAGUAUUUAGUUUUGUUAAGAUAAAUAAAGAUUAGAUAUAUUUAAAGGUUAUUUUAAAACCAUAAGGAAUACAAUAAUUCCUAACAACAUUAUCAGUUGUUAAUAUUUACAAAUAUAUUUAUUUAAUAAUCAUGCCAAAGCUAAUGUGAUGUGUUUUCAACACAGAUCUUUUUUUAGGUUACUCAUAUUUAUAUAUAUAUUGUUAAACACUCAGAAUAAUUACUGUUAUGUUAUUAUAGUAGUCUAAGAUCUGUUCAUUGUAACCUGAUUUGCCAAAUAAUUUGUACAAAUUUUAACAUUAUGUCUUAUACAAUUAUUUUGUGCCAUACGCAUUCCUUAAGGUUGUUCAGACUGAAUAAUUUUCUUUGUUAAAACAUUGUUUAUUAUUAGUAUUUUUACCAAUACAAUAUAUAUU